This is a messenger RNA of Oreochromis aureus, 498 nucleotides long. Its product is annotated as differentially expressed in FDCP 6 homolog. Bases 1 to 498 code for a protein of 165 amino acids. Lineage: Eukaryota; Metazoa; Chordata; Actinopteri; Cichliformes; Cichlidae. Gene Ontology annotation, cellular component: cytoplasm; nucleus. The record is from RefSeq and is a predicted model, not a curated record. The transcript has 4 exons.
AUGCAGGUGAAGGAAAAGGAGGCUGAACAACAGAAGAAGAGGAUCAGGGAGCUGGAGCUGACACAGCAGCAGCUGGAAGUUGCCCUUAAUAUGGAGAUCCAGGCUCGGCUGGAGGAGGAGAGGGCCAGACUGGAGCUUGAGCGGUUGCUGCAGGCUGAAGAUGAAAAGAGGAAACAUUUCCAGCUCCUCCAGGAGCAGCAACGUACAAUGCAAAACCUCAGCCCCAUACAGGAGCUGUCAGAUGGCAGUCCCGAUGAGGACACCCCCUCAGCCCUCAACUCUGCCUCUCAGGAGCUCCAGGAUCUGCAGGCAUCUCGCCAAAGAAGCCACCAGCGUCUGGAGGAGGUUCAGGAGAGGCUGAGGAAUGCCAGUCAACAUGUACGGCACUGGAACAUCCAGCUGAACCGACUGAUGACCCCCAUUACUCCUGCAGAGCGACUGGAAAGCCGGCUGUUAUCAAAGCCCACAUGCCCUAAAAAGGAGGGCGCUGGCCAGUAA